Molecule: messenger RNA, 977 nt
Organism: Daphnia carinata
Lineage: Eukaryota; Metazoa; Arthropoda; Branchiopoda; Diplostraca; Daphniidae
Product: vitelline membrane outer layer protein 1 homolog
Exons: 4
Coding region: 71-916 (281 amino acids)
Source: RefSeq, a predicted model, not a curated record
GUUUUAGAAAGUUGAGCCAUAAAGUGUGCAUUGUCGACCUGCGAAACAGCAAAUAAAGUUCAAUUAAAGAAUGGCUCGUUUUUCGACAAUAUUGGUCGUAGGUAUGUUGGUCGUCAUUACUUGUCAAAUCAGUGCACAAACUCUAGAUGAACGUUUGCAACAAUUUUCCAGCAGCUUUAUGCUAUUCAAAAGAGUCACAGAGACCAAAUUGACUCGUCUAGAGGCCAAAAACACUCAAUUGGAGACCCUUCUUGAACUCAAAAACCAAGAGCAUGAACUGCUUGCAGAAAAAGUGGCACAACUUGAGCUUUCCCUAAUGAAUGAGCAGCCAGCUUCUGCCAGCAAUUCUAAAACAGCCGCCAUACAUACAGAGGAAGUAAUCACUGUCACUAAUGGUGAAAAAGAUGGCCGCUGGGGACGCUUGGAAUCUUGUCCAACCGGUUCUCGUGCCACGGGCUAUCAGACGCAAAACAAAUUCGAAGCACUUUUCGAAGACGUCGACGAAACGGGCAUGAAUAUGCUAGUAAUCUUCUGUGAUGACUUGCUCAAAACAAAAAUCUCUUCCCCAGCAGGAUUUCUUGGCGAUUGGCAACCCAUUCGUGAAUGUGCUGGAGGUUCAUACAUGAAGAGUUUCCGGAUGCGAGUCAGUCCGGCUGGGCAAACGACGGACACAAACACCACUGACAACACGGCAAUAAAUAACAUACGUUUUAUGUGCUCCAACGGCCGUGAACUUAGAGGAGAAGGCAAUACCGGUGGAACCUGGGGCAAUUACAGCGCCGAAUGUGUAGAUGGCAUUUGCGGAAUGGAGACUCGCUUCCGUCCGGACGGUGGACUUUUAGUGGACAACACCGCUCUCAAUGACGUUCGCUUUACUUGUUGCACUGCAGCUGACCUCGAACUAGAUCAACAAUAGUAGAACAUUUCAAUUAUUAUUUUGAUUCUGUGAUUCUUAUUUUCUUUUAAAUCACGAAUAC